UCUCGUUCUCUCAUUUCCUGGAGCCGCCAAAUACGGCAGCCGGAAGAAGGAGCUCCGUCGAACCUCGCCGCGAGAGAGAGAGAGAGAGAGAGAGAGAGAGAGAUGAAGAUGGUGAAGACGGGGUUCGGGUGCGAGCCCGUGGUGGGAUCAGUAUCCCUGUCGAAGAAGAAGAAGGACUACAAGGUGACUAACAAGCUCCAGGAAGGGAAGCGGCCCCUCUACGCCAUCACCUUCAAUUUCAUCGACUCCCGCUACUUCAACGUCUUCGCUACCGUUGGGGGCAACCGAGUAACUGUUUACCAAUGCCUGGAAGGAGGUGGUAUUUCUUUAUUACAAUCAUACGUAGAUGAAGAUAAGGACGAGUCAUUCUAUACUGUGAGUUGGGCUUGUGAUGUUGAUGGCACCCCCUUCCUAGUUGCAGGUGGUAGCAAUGGUAUAAUACGUGUUAUUGACACUGGGACUGAAAAGAUACACAAGAGUUUUGUGGGCCAUGGGGAUUCAAUUAAUGAAAUUAGGACUCAAUCACUUAAACCUUCCUUAAUAGUUACUGCAAGCAAAGAUGAAUCUGUCCGCUUGUGGAAUGUGGAUACUGGCAUUUGCAUUCUUAUAUUUUCUGGAGCUGGAGGUCACCGCAAUGAAGUUUUAAGUGUUGAUUUCCACCCAUCAGAUAUUUACCGUAUUGCAAGUUGUGGUAUGGACAACACUGUGAAAAUUUGGUCAAUGAAAGAGUUUUGGACCUAUGUUGAGAAGUCAUUCACGUGGACUGACCUGCCAUCCAAGUUUCCUACAAAAUAUGUUCAGUUCCCUGUUUUCAUUGCCGCUGUUCAUUCAAACUAUGUUGAUUGCAAUCGCUGGUUUGGUGACUUCAUACUCUCAAAGAGUGUUGAUAAUGAGGUGGUCUUGUGGGAGCCCUUGAUCAAGGAACAAAGUGCUGGGGAGGGCAUGGUUGACAUUCUUCAGAAAUACCCGGUGCCUGAAUGCGAUAUUUGGUUCAUCAAGUUUUCCUGUGACUUUCACUACAAUUCUGCCGCAGUAGGAAACAGGGAAGGAAAGAUUUAUGUUUGGGAACUGCAAGCGAGUCCACCUAAUCUCAUAGCAAGGCUAUCGCACGCUCAAUGUAGGUCACCAAUCAGACAGACAGCAAUGUCCUUUGAUGGAAGCACCAUACUUACCUGUUGCGAGGAUGGGUCUAUAUGGCGCUGGGAUGUUGUUAACUGACCACCUUUAAAGCCAUUUUCCUAUUGCCAUCGGCUUCUUGUAAGAUUAUUUAUAAGAAUUGUUUCUGUAUGAUCAAUAGAAAUCUUUUCCAUUAUAAAAGCAGUCGCCUUGGAAGAGCAGAA
Nymphaea colorata (pocket water lily) is the source of this 1340-nucleotide messenger RNA. Its product is annotated as polycomb group protein FIE1. Gene Ontology annotation, molecular function: nucleosome binding; protein binding. Gene Ontology annotation, biological process: negative regulation of transcription by RNA polymerase II. NCBI's taxonomy places the organism in Eukaryota, Viridiplantae, Streptophyta, Magnoliopsida, Nymphaeales, Nymphaeaceae. The transcript has 13 exons. Bases 103 to 1218 code for a protein of 371 amino acids. Gene Ontology annotation, cellular component: ESC/E(Z) complex. The record is from RefSeq and is a predicted model, not a curated record.